Molecule: messenger RNA, 1011 nt
Organism: Diachasmimorpha longicaudata
Lineage: Eukaryota; Metazoa; Arthropoda; Insecta; Hymenoptera; Braconidae
Product: phospholipase A2-like
Exons: 4
Coding region: 177-728 (183 amino acids)
Biological process (GO): phospholipid metabolic process; arachidonate secretion
Source: RefSeq, a predicted model, not a curated record
GAUUUUUUAAUCGCUCUGGAUUUUUUGUCCUUCGCUGGGCUUGCAACCUGCGCAGAAAAGAUUAAAAACAUGUAAAUCUUUGCGUAUAAAGGAGAAGGAAAUCGUCGCAAUAGUGUCAGUCACUCUUGAAAAAUCGUUCUUGAAGCCAUAAAAAAUCGAAUAACAAUUGAAGACCAAUGAUGAGACAAUUUAUCAGUUCCAUCAUUUUAUUUAGUGUCUUUAAUGUGAAACCAUCAGCUUCUUGGUCCAUUGACAUCGUCUAUCCACAUCCCCAGGAUGGGCUUAACGAUAUCAAGGGAACACGGAAGGAGCAAUUGAAUCUAAUCUAUCCAGGUACAAAGUGGUGUGGAAGCGGAAACAUUGCGGAAAACUCCGAGGAUCUUGGACAUUUUUCUGCUACUGAUAGAUGCUGCCGCGAUCACGAUCAAUGCGAUGAUGUAAUCGGAGCUAUGGAAACUGGGCACAACAUAACGAAUUCCGCGUUCUAUACCAGGGUCGAGUGCUCCUGCGAUGAAAAAUUUUAUGACUGCCUUCACCAUUCAGACGACAAGAUUGCACCGCAUAUAGGUACAUUCUACUUUAGUCUCCUGAACACUCAGUGUUUCCGGAAGGAUUAUCCGAUCAUCUCUUGCAAGCGUUAUUCUACGUAUCUGAGACGCUGCGUGGAAUACAAUCUGGACGAAAGCCAGCCGAAAAUAUACCAGUGGUUCGACGUGCCUCCGUACUGAUGACCGUCGGCCCGGAAUCAAGUGCACCUCAACCAAAAGCCGGUCCUCUUGCUGAGAAAAGAGGCAUGGGGGAGAGAGAUCCUUUAACACGUUCUCUUCAUGCUCUUACUCCUCAAUUUCUGGCGUUUACUUCAAUUUUCAUUCAACGACGUCCCACUCCAUUUAAUGGGACUCCAGAGUGGCUUGAUUGCCCGGAAAUGAAUCGUGGAGUUUCUACUUUUCCUUCAUUUUCUUAAUGAAUAAACGUUCAAUCUACCACUCAAAGCAAAUGCUGUAUAGGAAA